AUGUCCGCCAACACUGUAAUGGGCAUUAUAUUCAGUCUUGUCCCCUUCAGAUAUCAACAAAAACCAGUAGAAGAUGCCACUCUUAAUGACUUUCAAAUAAGAAACACUACACCUCAUCCUUUUAAAUUACGAUUCGUAACACCAUCACCAUCACCAUCACCAAGUUUUUCACCACCUUCUAUGACAGAAGAAAUCUAG
This is a messenger RNA of Dentiscutata heterogama, 198 nucleotides long. Lineage: Eukaryota; Fungi; Glomeromycota; Glomeromycetes; Diversisporales; Gigasporaceae. The record is from the annotation of a GenBank genome assembly.